Mucor mucedo is the source of this 681-nucleotide messenger RNA. RefSeq lists its product as uncharacterized. The record is from RefSeq and is a predicted model, not a curated record. The transcript has 4 exons. Lineage: Eukaryota; Fungi; Mucoromycota; Mucoromycetes; Mucorales; Mucoraceae. Bases 1 to 681 code for a protein of 226 amino acids.
AUGAAUAGCAAAUGUAAAAAGAUACAAACAAUUGAACUACAUGAGUUCCGCCCAUUCUCUUUUUAUUUAACAAUCACAAUAGCCGAUUUCGACAUUAUUGCAAGAACUCAAAUGAAAGCAGAAUAUUUGACUUCAGAGUCCUCUGUCGGGUUAAGGACCAUCGAUCCGAAAAAGAUAUUUGAUUUAUUUGCAAUGAGUUAUGCCGGUGUAAAAAAACGGUUCCCGUCUGUGGAUAGUAAAAGUGAGAAUCAUGAACAACAUUAUUAUUCCAAUCAUAAUGAACUUGGCCCCGUUGAAUAUGGACGUUUAGUCGGUGCAUGGGAGUCGGGAGGAUGGUUUGCGGAGAUUGGCAGUCAGUUUCUUAUCCCUAAAGAGACCGUUAGGGAUGCUAUAAAUCUGCAUACUAAAGCCAACUCCCCGUUGCCAUCCAUGAGAAACGGGGCUCAGAAGAACAUUUCCAUCGAACAGGAAACUCAUUUAAGAAUUGCCAUCCGUCGCAAUCCAGUUAACAACUAUACUGAUAAUUGGAAGGCCGCGGUCACGACAGGUUUGGAGGUAUCUUUGGCGACAUACCGCAAAUGCAUCAAGGAAAUGGGGUCUACCAAUGUAAAAUCGCUGAAGUACCCCUUCUUACGGAUGUCCAAAAGAAAAAGAGACUUUUGUGGCGUGAGGAUAAGGUGA